CCGUCACUGAGCUACCUUGCCUCCCGAGCUGCCAAAUCUUAAAAGAGGCUUGAGAGGUUUAAGAGAAAAUGGUGAGAAUCAGUGUACUAAACGAUGCACUCAAGAGCAUGUACAAUGCUGAGAAACGUGGCAAGAGGCAGGUCAUGAUCAGACCUUCCUCAAAAGUCAUCAUCAAGUUUCUCAUCGUGAUGCAAAAGCACGGUUACAUUGGUGAGUUUGAGUACGUUGAUGACCAUCGAUCUGGCAAAAUCGUUGUGGAGUUGAACGGGAGGUUGAACAAGUGUGGUGUUAUCAGCCCACGUUUUGAUGUUGGUGUUAAGGAGAUUGAAUCUUGGACUGCUCGUUUGCUUCCUUCCAGACAGUUUGGUUACAUUGUGUUGACUACUUCAGCUGGGAUUAUGGACCAUGAAGAAGCUAGGAGAAAGAAUGUCGGAGGCAAGGUCCUUGGUUUCUUCUAUUGA
Eruca vesicaria subsp. sativa (arugula) is the source of this 461-nucleotide messenger RNA. NCBI's taxonomy places the organism in Eukaryota, Viridiplantae, Streptophyta, Magnoliopsida, Brassicales, Brassicaceae. The record is from the annotation of a GenBank genome assembly.